ACUCUCAGAUUUCUUCUUUGUUCCCCCAAUUUCUCAAAAACCUAAAAUCUCCCCCAUUCUACAUGGGCGAUGCCAAAGCGACGUCGUAUUACCUCCCUCCCGGCUGCCGAUUCUACCCCUCCGAGGAGCAGCUCCUCUGCUACUACCUCUCCCACCAGAACAGCGCCGGCCAGGCCAGCUCCGGCAACGGUGGCUAUGAUUUGAUCAAGGAGCUCGACUUGUACGACCACGACCCCUUUGAUUUGCCCGACUAUGCCUGCUACUCGUACGGCCACGGCGGACGGAGGCGGCACUGGUACUGCUACACGGUUAGGGUUGUGAAGGAGCGGCGGGCCAGGAGCGGGUAUUGGAGGAGGAAAGGAAGGGUUAGGGACGUCGUGGGCCGCGGAGGGAAGGCGGUGUUGGGCCGGAGGAGUAGCUAUGAGUUUUAUUUGGGGAAUUCGCCCAAGACGGCGGUGAGGACUGACUGGGUGCUCUAUCAGUAUGCUCAGGUUGAUCACGUUCAGGCCUCUUUUGUCCUGUGCCGAGUAUUUGUCAGAUCUCAGGGUGGAACUAGCAAAUCAGACAAUGGCUUAAGUUCUUGUGCUGAAGAAACUGUUUCCACAGUACGUCACAUUGGAAUUCAGCAUGGUGGAUUUUGUACUCCUCAUAUUGUUCCUGAGAUUCACGGUGACAAAUCUGUGCCUAGGAACACUGACAAGUCAAAAGAUCAAAUGACACUGGAGACUGAAGUUGAUAAGCAAGUCGAAACUGGGCCUCUAUCAAGUAUUCAGACUAAUGAACAGGUGCUGUCAUCUGUGCUCGGUGUUGGUAAUCCAUUGUUGCUUGAUGGUUUGGCCACCGAGCAUUUACUAUCCCUUAUAGAGGGAGACUUUAUAGAGUUGGAUGAUCUCAUCGACUGAUCAUUCAAUACUAAUCUUAAAACAAUUGGAUCAGUCUUAUUAAUCUGUGAUUAAAGAUUAGCUCACAAAUAGGUGAAGGUUUACCUUAAUUAUCAGGCUGAAAUAGCAGCUGAAGCGAUUAUUCUGAGGUGCUAAAUUUUGAGUUGUACAAUUGUUCUUACACUGUAAAUACACAUCCAAGGAUGAGAAGGGAAGACUAAGAACAUUAAUUUAAUGGUUGUGAAGUUCAGAGGCAGGAUCACCACCUGUAAAGAUUUGCUUGUGCCUCAAAGGCAUGUUUUCACUGGAAUUAGAAGAGUAGAAAAUGUCUGAUGAUGAUAAUUCUGAUAUCAACUUUAUUAGUAUCGGCUGCUUCAUUGAGCUACACAAUCCUGCUGCCUUUGUAUCUACGAUAUGCAAACAUUAUGGAGACAUCAAGUUUUCCAUCACCUCUAGUGCCUUCCCUUAGCGAAGGAUCUCUGAUUCUGUUUCCCGUCUUCUUUUUGUUAUUGCAGAGAUCGAUAGGCAUAUUAUCAAUUCUGGGUUUUAAGGAAUUUUCAGUUCAUGGUGGCAUUCAGUUAAACGAAUUGUACUUUUGUUAUGCCAUUGACAGAACUAUUAUCAGUUCUGGGUUUUAAGGAAUUUUCAGUUCAUGGCUGCAUUCAGUUAAACGAAUUGUACUUUUGUUAUGCCAUUGAUAGAACUAUUAUCAGUUCUGGGUUUUAAGGAAUUUUCAGUUCGUGGUGGCAUUCAGUUAAACGAAAUGUAGUUUUAUUAUGCCAUCUCUUGAUGCAGAGUGUUGGGAAAUUAUGUAUUGAGAUGCUUUCUACCUUUUAAUACUCGAGUGCAUUUUUAUGAA
This is a messenger RNA of Rosa rugosa (rugosa rose), 1740 nucleotides long. Its product is annotated as NAC domain-containing protein 72-like. Bases 63 to 902 code for a protein of 279 amino acids. Gene Ontology annotation, molecular function: DNA binding. NCBI's taxonomy places the organism in Eukaryota, Viridiplantae, Streptophyta, Magnoliopsida, Rosales, Rosaceae. The record is from RefSeq and is a predicted model, not a curated record. Gene Ontology annotation, biological process: regulation of DNA-templated transcription. The transcript is spliced from 4 exons.